AUGGUCAAUCUUAGACGGGCAGCCAUCUUCCUCAUCUCCUUGGUGCCGUUUGCCGCCGGGGCGUUCGUGCAGUCGGAGGGGUCGGAGGCAAACGCGUCGAGGUCGGAAAAGUCGACCGGCAUCCCGGGCAAAUACAUCAUUACGCUCAAAGAGGGCACCACCGACGCUACUACCGCGUCCCACUUAGCUUGGGUGCAGAACGUCCAUAAGCGGAGUCUUGAUGGACGAAAUCUCAAGGGUGUCGAGAAAACGUACAAAGCGGCUAGAUUCCGAGCAUACGCGGGGGAGUUUGACGAUGCGACGAUUGAGCAGAUCAGGAACCACCCAGAGGUCGAAUACGUCGAGCCCGACCAGAUCUUCAGGAUAACCGCCGUCGCCUCACAGCAAGAAGCAGAAUGGGGCCUCGGCACCCUCUCAAGUAGGACCCCCGGCUCCAAGAUUUACACCUAUGACUCUUCCGCUGGAAAAGGAGGCUACGCGUACAUCAUCGACACCGGUCUAUUCAACCAGCACCCGGAAUUCAACGAUGGCCGCGCGCAGUUGGGUCAAAACUUUGUGCCGUUCACCCGCUUUGUCGACAAUGCCGGUCACGGCACUCACGUUGCCGGGACCAUUGGUGGCAAGACUUAUGGCGUGGCUAAGGCUGCUACGCUCGUUUCCGUCAAGGUUCUGGAUAAUGAAGAGACUGAUGGCUCUAUCGUCCUGCAGGGAUUGCAGUGGGCCAUCCGCGAUAUUGUCGACAAGGGUCGGCUGGGCAAGUCGGUUAUCAACAUGUCUCUUGGUGGCAAUAGACUUUACGCGUUGAAUGCCUUGGUCCGAACAGCGUACGACGCAGGCAUCCCAGUCGUAGCGGCUGCCGGAAACGAUGACACCCUCGCAUCCCAGAGCUCGCCCGGCUCGCAACCCAACGCCAUCACAGUCGGCGCCAUCGACGAGAACUGGGAAGAGGCGUGGUUCUCCAAUUACGGCCGAACCGUCGACAUCCUCGCGCCCGGUGUGAACAUUCUCUCUGCCUGGAGGCAGGUUAAUGCCACGGGGCCCAAUACCUUAACGCUCAACGGAACGUCCAUGGCCGCGCCGCACAUUACGGGGUUGUCGGUGUAUCUCAUGAUUGCUGAGAACAUCACCACGCCGGAUGCACUCACGGCUCGGCUCAAGGCGCUCGGGACGAAGAAUAAAGCCAAGAAGUUGAAAUACGAGACCCCUAAUCUAAUUGCUUAUAACGGAAUCGCCUAA
Molecule: messenger RNA, 1236 nt
Organism: Scedosporium apiospermum
Lineage: Eukaryota; Fungi; Ascomycota; Sordariomycetes; Microascales; Microascaceae
Product: Alkaline protease 1
Exons: 3
Coding region: 1-1236 (411 amino acids)
Biological process (GO): proteolysis
Molecular function (GO): serine-type endopeptidase activity
Source: RefSeq, a predicted model, not a curated record